AUUUCAAAAUAACAUAAAAAUCACGUACGACAGAAUAAUAUUAUAUUUUUAACAUUUAAAAUUAAAAUAAUAAUUAUGAUUACAUCUAAAGCAGUUAAUACACUUUUGAUACAAUUUGAGCUAUAAACUUCAACAAAAGAAAAUUUUACAAUUUACAAACACAACAAAAUUAAAAUAUGGAAGUAUCAUCAAUAUCAGAUAGAGAAUUCUAUAAGAAAUGUGGUUGUGGAAAUAGAAAGGAUUUGGCAAAUUUUCGAAUUGUUCCGCCAUUUUCAUAUCAAUCAAUACAAAAAGCAACUAUUGUUUAUCCACCCCCGAAGAGCUAUCCAAAACGUAAAAAACCAACCCGAACAACAUUAUUUAGAUUUUAUUUUAAACGUGGAGACGUUCCAUUAUGCUCUUCAAUAUUAUUAUCAACAUCAAAAUAUCCAAAUGGAAAAAGACUUCCCGUUCAAUGGUUCUGUGAUCCAAAUAAAUUGGAUUAUUUCUACUACUUACCAAUUUUAAUGGAUGGACUAGGUGAAAGCGACAAAGAUUUAAGAGAAUUAGCUUUUAACGCUACAUAUGAUUUACUUUUGAGAAAUCCGAAAAAGAUUCUUGCAAUUAUACCACAAUUAAUAUUACCUCUAAAAAGAGCCUUAAACACUAAAGAUCCACCAAUUGUAGUUGGAGUAUUGAAAAUAAUACAAAAAAUGGUAUUAUUAGAUCCUUCUAUUGCACGAGCAUUGGUACCAUUUUUUAGAACACUUUUACCUGUUUGUAACUUAUUCAAAGAUGAUAAUGCCAAUAUUGGAAUUGAAGUUGACACACAACGUGAUAAUCGUCUCGGCGAUGUAAUUGAUGAUACCCUACAAAUUCUUGAACGUUCUGGUGGUCCUGAUGCCUAUAUUAAUAUUAAAUAUAUGGUACCAACAUAUGAAAGUUCAGUAGCAAAUUAAAUAACAAAAAAUAAAAAGAAAUUUUGAUUUUAAAGAUAUUACUAAAAUAUAUUAAAAUAUUUGUGGCAAAUAUAAACCUAUUUGCUUUUAUGCAAUUAUU
Condylostylus longicornis is the source of this 1038-nucleotide messenger RNA. RefSeq names its product parkin coregulated gene protein homolog. The transcript has 7 exons. NCBI's taxonomy places the organism in Eukaryota, Metazoa, Arthropoda, Insecta, Diptera, Dolichopodidae. The record is from RefSeq and is a predicted model, not a curated record. The coding region runs from base 177 to 938 and encodes 253 amino acids. Gene Ontology annotation, molecular function: Hsp90 protein binding; Hsp70 protein binding.